This is a messenger RNA of Mytilinidion resinicola, 1245 nucleotides long. RefSeq lists its product as uncharacterized. NCBI's taxonomy places the organism in Eukaryota, Fungi, Ascomycota, Dothideomycetes, Mytilinidiales, Mytilinidiaceae. The transcript has 4 exons. The coding region runs from base 1 to 1245 and encodes 414 amino acids. The record is from RefSeq and is a predicted model, not a curated record.
AUGAAAGAGCGCAAGGCUGCCACAAGACAUGAGCGACAGGUUGCGAAGGCCACGCAUAGAGAUGAAGCUAUUGCGAUGGAUACUUCCGGGGGAUCCCAUGCCUACGAAAAUACUAUUUACAGCCAGAUAUAUGAACCUUUCACCAUGGCUGAACCCGAAGCGCAGCUAGGACGACCAGCUAAAAACAACAUACCGCCUCGUGUGUCUCCCGCACCUCCCAACCCACGCAAUAUUUCUUUCACGCGUGGCACAUCAUUCUGCCUGCCUGGUAAAACUGGUAGUCCCAAGAAAGCGACAACUUGGAAGAAAGAUUACAAGAAAGAGGCUCUGAAGCAGGAGAUUGAAAAGCGUGCUUCUGGGACGAGGUUGUGGGAACACCGCCAGAAUGACGCCACGAGUCCGGAAUUGCUCUGGCGGGCUCUGCGACAGUAUCACCUCAACGCCAAAUGCUGGGAGACAUGCAUAGAGCUUCCACUUAUCCUCCCACCUGGCGUUACUUCUCUGAGGCCUGAUUCUCCCGGCGAAGAGGUCACCCCCGACGGAUUGACCGAAGACAUCUCAACCGACGGAGAGCCAGAAGAGAACACUGAAAUAGGGGACAGACCUAGUAACGCUAAUGUUGAAUCUACUAAGGAAUUCGACAUCGAGGCAACCGCCGACCGGUACCGGGCCAUACCACUGCACAAACUCCGUGAUCAUAUUUCAAAGAGGUGGGGCAGCGCAACCAACUUCUGGCCCGUCAAAGACUGGAUGGUCAGCCGCGCAGUUACUGACGACUUGGCCGAAUCCAUCCCGAUAGACGAUCCAGCCAGGCACUUCUUCUUUCUAGGCCCAUCAUGGGUAGAGACCGCAGAGGAGCCGGCUAUACCACUAGCACCAUGGCGCCGCGAGCCGGAGUGGGACUCCGAUGAUAUGUGCGAGAGAUGUACGGCACUGUACGCUCUCACAGACCGCCGCAAAGAGCUGGGUGAUCUUCUGGUUCCACCACAUUGCCCCGAGUUCUUGAUGGUGGCAAUUACAGAGAUUAAUGAGCGCGUACGACGGGCUAGAGAGCUGGAGGCGCGAUAUUGCGAGGCCUUGUACAGGGGGAGGGUUCUAAACCACAUUCGCUUUGGGAAGAAGGGGUGCCAGGCUGACGGUAUCACAGUUCAGGGCUCCGAUAGUGAUGCUCUUGAAGAGGACGCCGGCUACCUGUCUGGAGAGGAAAACGAGAAGCUUGGAGGUUGCAAAAUGUUUGAGGCUUGA